AUGUCAAUCUCUCACACUAGCUUUUUAACUCUGGAAAACUUCGAAGGUUUCGAAAAUGCUGAAAAAUAUGCCAGCUUCGUUCCAAAACUUGAAGCUUACAGAAAGAAAUUGGAAGAUGCAAUUCUUCCUGAAUAUAGCAUUGAGUUACCGGGUGAUAUUGAUGAGUUGAAAACUAAACAAUUCAACCCAUUGAAGUAUAUUUAUGAAAAAAACUUACUUAGUGAAGCGGAAUUCAAUAUCACCGAUACUCCAGCUUCUGAAUUGGUCCCUAAAUUGGCUAAAGGUGAGUUGACUGCUGUUGAG
Molecule: messenger RNA, 303 nt
Organism: Hyphopichia burtonii NRRL Y-1933
Lineage: Eukaryota; Fungi; Ascomycota; Pichiomycetes; Serinales; Debaryomycetaceae
Exons: 1
Source: RefSeq, a predicted model, not a curated record